CAGAAUAAUCUUGUCAAACUUUACAUGUUUUGAAGUAAACACGUGUUUUCGUGUUCGUUAAUUAAUUAAAAAAAAUGGCACUUCAAGAUAAAAUUCUAUUAAGAAAAAUUAAGAAUUGUGAAAAAAAGAAAAAAUUAAAACUAUUACAAAAGAAAGAACAACAACAAAAAGAAAAAGCUUCAAAAUCGAAUGAAAAUGAGGAAAAUGUUCAAACUCAACCAAAAUUGAUAGAAAUUGGUGAUAAGAGAAAGCGUGAAGAUGAUGCUCCGGUUAAAAAAAAAAAACGCAAGAAGAAUAAAAAUAAACAAAAUGAUAACACAGAAGACGAAAAUGAAAACAAUGAAAACCAAGAAAGUGAGGAAAAUGAUUUAGAUGACAAUGAGAAACCAGCUCAUUCACAAGACUUGGGUGAAAAAUUACCAGGAUCAAAAGUAACUUUAGAAAUUUUAAGCGAUCGCAAAUUUGAUUCAUUAAAAGAUGUAGUCUGUGAACAUACAUUGAAAGCAAUUGAAGAUAUGGAAUUUACGACAAUGACAGAAAUUCAGGCGAAAUCCAUACCGCCCUUAUUAGAAGGCCGCGAUUUAGUGGCAGCUGCUAAAACGGGUUCGGGUAAAACAUUAGCCUUCUUAAUUCCAGCAAUAGAAUUGAUAUAUAAAUUAAAAUUUAUGCCACGAAACGGUACCGGUGUCAUAAUAAUUUCACCCACACGAGAAUUAUCAAUGCAAACGUUUGGAGUUUUAAAAGAACUAAUGAAAUAUCAUCAUCACACGUACGGUUUAGUAAUGGGAGGAGCUAGUCGUCAAACUGAAGCACAAAAAUUAUCAAAAGGAAUUAAUAUUUUGGUAGCCACUCCAGGAAGAUUACUCGAUCACUUACAACACACUCCCGAUUUUCUAUUCAAAAAUUUACAGUGUUUAAUUAUUGACGAAGCAGAUCGAAUUUUGGAUAUUGGUUUCGAAGAUGAAAUGAAACAAAUUAUUAAUAUGCUCCCAAAAAGACGACAAACAAUGUUAUUCUCAGCCACACAAACGAAAAAGAUAGAAGCAUUAACAACAUUAGCAUUGAAAAAAGAACCAGUCUAUGUUGGAGUACAUGAUGAUAAUGUUGAAGCAACUGUGUCGGGAUUAGAACAAGGAUACGUUGUUAUACCAUCUGAUAAGCGUUUAUUAGUGCUAUUCACAUUUUUGAAACGUAAUCGUAAUAAAAAAGUUAUGGUAUUUUUCAGUUCAUGUAUGAGUGUUAAAUUUCAUAAUGAAUUAUUUAAUUAUAUCGAUUUACCAGUUAUGAAUAUUCAUGGCAAGCAAAAGCAAACAAAACGGACGGCCACAUAUUAUCAAUUUUGUAAUGCGGAUACUGGAAUCUUAUUAUGCACAGAUGUUGCUGCCAGAGGCUUAGAUAUACCCGCCGUUGAUUGGAUUGUACAAUAUGAUCCACCAGAUGAUCCAAAAGAAUAUAUACAUCGAGUUGGACGUACUGCCAGAGGUGAAGGUUCCCGUGGUCAUGCUUUGUUAUUUUUACGGCCUGAAGAAUUGGGAUUUUUACGUUAUUUAAAACAAGCACGUGUACCAUUAAAUGAAUUUGAAUUUUCAUGGUCUAAAAUUUCAGAUAUACAAUUACAAUUAGAAAAAUUGAUACAGAAAAAUUACUUUUUAAAUUUAUCUGCAAAAGAAGCUUUUAAAGGAUAUGUUCGUGCUUACGAUUCACAUCAUUUGAAAACGAUAUUCGAUGUUGAAACGUUAGAUUUACAAAAAGUUGGAUCAUCGUUUGGAUUCACAGUACCUCCUGCUGUCGAUUUAAAGGUUGGUUUUAAGAAGAAUGACAGACCGCGUAAACGAACUGGGGGUGGUGGAUAUGGAUAUUAUAAAAAUUUAAAUGCUCCUGCAGGUGGUAAAAAAGAAGUAGAAAAAGCAAAAUUUUUCCGACAACCUAAAAAUAAGGGAAAUAGACAAUUUAGUCGUUAAAUUUGUUAUUGUUUA
This is a messenger RNA of Chrysoperla carnea, 1976 nucleotides long. It is a transcript of the gene pit, whose product is annotated as probable ATP-dependent RNA helicase pitchoune. The record is from RefSeq and is a predicted model, not a curated record. Gene Ontology annotation, biological process: maturation of LSU-rRNA from tricistronic rRNA transcript (SSU-rRNA, 5.8S rRNA, LSU-rRNA). Gene Ontology annotation, cellular component: nucleolus. The coding region runs from base 75 to 1961 and encodes 628 amino acids. Lineage: Eukaryota; Metazoa; Arthropoda; Insecta; Neuroptera; Chrysopidae. Gene Ontology annotation, molecular function: ATP binding; nucleic acid binding; RNA helicase activity. The transcript has 8 exons.